AAUAAUAUUUGAAAUGGCUUUGCUGUUCCAAAUACCAAACUCCUUUCAUAGUUUUUAAUUUGUGUUUAGUAUGUAGAUUAGAAAGUUCAAGAAUCAUAUUGGCAAUCUAGUUGUGGAACAAAGAACACUACAUUAUCCAUUAUAUCAAACACGAUUUAAACUGCCACUAAAACAGCUGAUUGUCAAAGCGCCAUGUCUAGUUUCACUUCCGGGAAUUUCAAGUGGGCGAGUCCUUGCAAGGAUGCUGGAGGAUUAAGCGAAUAAAAAUUGCAUGUUUGACAAAUGGUAUACGGUGUAUGUGACUGAUAGUGAUUUGUGUCCCACGAACGAAUGCCGGGGAUCGAAGGAGACUACUCGUUUACUGUAAUGUAUAUAUUGUGCUUUAAAUUAUAAUUAAUCAGAAGAGGGUAAUUAGGGUACAGGAGCUUCAAUUCCAAUUUUUAAGAGAGCGUCUGUUACAAGAGAUGGCAUUGUGACUCGGAAGCAAAAGGCACAUUAUCUUGUUCGUAAUAUUCUAUAAUAUGCGUCACUUAUAUCAUAGGGGAUCCAUUCCUACAAUACAAAGAAUUAAUACUUUACGACAUGCACUCGCACGUGAACUUGGAGAGGAAGAUGAAGCAGAGUACCUUCCUUUGCAAGAUCUUAAUGAAGUUCGAGUUAGACAAGCUAGGAGAGUUGCAUUUGAGGAUACUGAAGAUUUCUCCUCUCCUAUGUCGGCUCAUGCUGGUAGUAAUCAUGAGCAUGAUUCUAUUACAUCUUACAUCCAAGAUGCUUCUUGCGAAUAUCCUUUGGAACAAGCAGCUGUGAAAAUAGUGAAUGCAAUGGAGAAAGAUAAUAGUCUGAUGCGUGAUAAUCCACUGUCUGAACAACGCAGAUUAGACACUUUAAGAGAAAUGCCAGAGUCGCUUACUUUGAAACGAACUAUUCGAAGAAAACUUAUUAAUAGAGUUAAUAAAAAACAAGGAGGCUCCCCUUUAGGUGUCUUCAAACGAUUGAGAUAUCAGUUCAGUAUGUCAAUUACUAAGUUUAAUGAUUUAAUAAAAGACAUGAUAUAUAGCUGUGAAUUGUGGUACAGUAGUAUCAAAGUAAUAGAAGGCCACUACGGAAGUGGUGUGGCUACAUUCUUCAGAUUUUUUCGUUCACUUUUCAUAAUGAAUUGCAUAGUAUUUUUUAUUAGCCAUAGUUUCUUGGUGAUUCCUCAAAUUCUGUAUGAUCACUUGGGUACCGUCAGCUGUAAUUUGCUGUGGAAUAAUAGCUCUGUACAGAAUAUCAGCUCGCUUAAUUCAUCUUUGGAAGAUAUGAUUGACACCACAAUUUUCUCUGAUGAAGGGUUAUUUCACCAAUACAAGUUUAUACUAUGGUCACUACAGCAAUCAAUCCUGGGAAGCUAUUCCAGGGAUACAUUAUAGUUUUCCAAUGGCAUAUUUUUUCACAUUUCUCUUUUGUUAUGUAUUUAUAUUCAUAUGUCUAUCAGUCAGCAUGGCAAAAUCCUAUCGCAAGAGUUUUAUUGAAACUUCUCAAGGAAUCAAAAAUAUUUAUGCUCAUAAAAUAUUUUGUGGUUGGGAUUUUGGUAUUGCAACGGAAGAAUCGGCUAUUUUGAAAUCAAAGAGCAUUUUGAAUGAACUCAAGGAGUUAUUGAGUGAAGAUGAAAAAUCUGAUAUGUCACAAAACUGUAAAAUGAGAUGUCAUAUUAUUGGAGUGAGAAUCUGUGUACACAUAUUAAGUACCUUUAUACUUAUAUUUACUGGUGGUGUAAUAUGGUUUCUAUUAAGUGCAAAUUUGGGUUAUGAUGAAGAGAGAACAUACCAAAGUUCCAUGAUGAUGUCCCUUAUUGUCACAAUAAUAAUGAUGAUCUCACCAGUAAUAUUUUCUUGGAUUGUUAGAUUUGAAGAGUACCGAAAACCUCGCACUGCUCUUUAUUUUACCUUAGUAAGAACGUUUCAGUUAGGAAUGGUGGUCAUCAGUGUACUUCUGGCAUUUUGGUUGAAGCGAUCAAAGGCAGACACUCAAGAGUGUUGGGAAACAUCUCUGGGACAAGAAGUUUACAGACUUAUUCUCGUGGAUUUUCUAAUAGCAAUUCUUGGAACUGCACUGGCAGAAUUUGUCCGCAAAAGAAUCUACUUUAUGUAUCUUUUUUAGAACAUUGUGGAGAAAAAUCGGCCAGCCUGAAUUUGAUAUUGCUAGAAAUACAUUAAAUUUAAUUUAUAAUGAGACACUUUUCUUUGUGGGAUUUUUUUUCUGUCCUCCAGCAUCACUUAUUAUUAUAAUUAAAAUGUUCAUAACAUUUUACAUUAAAAAGAUUGGAGCUCUAAAGAACUGUCAGCCAUCAGAACAUUCAUGGCGUGCAGCUCAAACACAAACAGUGUUUCUAGUCCUAUCAUUUAUUUCCAUGUUGAGUGUAAUAAUAGUGUAUGGAUACAUUCUCAUGAAUGUGAAAGCUUCUGAUUGUGGUCCAUUUCGUGGGUAUCCAAGUAUGUAUGAAAUGAUAUUAGAAGAAAUAUUUCAACUAAAGCAAGAUCAUGCAAUUAUCAAAGUUUUUGUGUACAUCACAAAGCCAGGUGUUGUGGCUGGAAUAUUAAUUGGAAUGUGUGUCGUUGUUUACUACCUGAGAGCUCAGUCUCAAGCACAUAUUCAUAUGGUGGACAUUCUUCGGGAAAUGUUGCAUCUUGAAGCAAAAGAUAAAGAUUUUCUUCUCAGUAACAUCACCAAAGUAUCAGAGGGGGGCUGGAUUUAUGGUAACAAAAGAAACUAUGAUGUGCAGCACCAUUCGAAUAAAUUGAGCGGGACGACUAAUAGUGAACACGGACGUUCUGAAGGAAGCUACUCUUCCUCAUCAUCUACUCAGAGAGUGUCGGAGUGGCUUUUGAAAUCAACGAGAAGUGUGGAUCCUAUUUUGGAUAGCAGUACUUCCAGUACUGGAGGGGACACAAGAUGUUACGAAAAUGUACUUGUCGAGACAGAUGAGAGAAAUUUAUCAAAUGUAAAGUUACAGGAAGCAAAAUAGGCGUAAUGCUUGAAAAUACACAUAAUUUAUUAUUGGAAGAUUAUGUUCUGAAAGUUCACUGGCAUAUGCUACAAUUGAUCUGCACAGUGAACAUUUGAAGUUGCUCUUAAGAGAAUGUUUUGAUGAGAGUAGCUGAAUAUAGUAUUAGUGUGAUUUCCACUUUAAACACAGUUAUAUUUCAAAUUAAUGCUUGCAAUCAUUACAAUUUAUUUGUUGAAACUUCAACUUUUCCCUUCCAACUAAAAAGCUGGUUGGGAAGCUCUGCUCAAGUCAGAUAAUGAUUUUUAAUUUAUUGUAAUAGUUGGUUAAUGCUUUAGAAUUUUAUUGUAGUUAAGUACGUAUCUUCACUUAUUAUUAGAUAUUUCUGUAAUUGGUUUGGAAUUUCAUGCAAGAGUAAUGUGCAGAUUUGCUAUAGUGACAGGAUAUAAUUGAUUAAUAUUCCAGAGAUGAGUUUCAGACAGAAUAAGAAAAUUAUUUUAUUUAAUUUUAAUUAUGAAAUAGUAUUGUUUCUAGAGAAUUUAUAGCUUAUGGAAGUGUUCUGGUUUGGUUGUGGAUUUCCUUAAAAUUGAGGUCCGAUGUAAGUUGAUGUAAGAUGGAUUUAGAACAUAUCCCACUCAUAUUUUUAAAGUUACACUACUCAGAAAUUAAAGUGCUGGGGCAAUUGUCAAAAGCAUGAGCUAAACAAAAAAAUCAGUGCAUAUGUAUUCACUCUGACAGCCCUAAUUCUAGGCUAUGUUGGUGCACAUUUGAUUUUUAAUACGAGAUAACCAUAUAUCCAUCCUUACCAUGAUGUAAAUCAAAGAUACAAUUUUUUUACUUAUAUCGCUUCAGGAUAAAUCAUAUAUGUGUGUGUUGUUGGUUGUAGCCAAGAUAAAGGGAGAUGCAGCUGCAUUCUAUCUCAAGAUAAUUCUUUUAAUGAUGGCUGAAAUGAUAUUAGAAGGAAAUGUGGGUGCUGUGCCCACAUCAUUUGCAGUAAUUACAAAGAAUUUGAAAUAUUUCAAGGAGGAGAAAGAAAUAAACACAGAAAAAAUAUGUAAGCUAGAAUUCAGUCUAUUGUGUAUCACAUAAAUUAAUUAUCUAAUCCACAAUUUAGGAAAUGCUUCAUUGCCUGCCAUUCCUCUUUCUCGUCCCCCCACUGUGCGCGCUACUGCACCACCUCAAUAACCUCAAAAACACCAGCAGCUCCCCCAUUCCCCCCUGUAGUUUGCUCUAGAACUUUCUACAAUUCCUCUUACCUUCAUUCUCAGAAUCAUA
Messenger RNA from Gryllus bimaculatus (two-spotted cricket), 4258 nucleotides. The record is from the annotation of a GenBank genome assembly. NCBI's taxonomy places the organism in Eukaryota, Metazoa, Arthropoda, Insecta, Orthoptera, Gryllidae.